AUGGGACGAACAAAUUUGCGAAUAUUUCUCGUGGUCGCGUCGGUUUGCUUCUUCGUCCUCGCAGAUCAAGUGACGGACAUUCUGAAUGGAGUCUCUCAUAAUCUUGCCGGCAAUGAAAGUGUAAUCGAACACAACACUUCUGCAACACACGAAUCACAGAAUUCCACGAAGGCAACCACAAAAUCAUGUGUCAGCAUGCUUACCGUAGCCGUCCCUCUUACAUUUUUCUUCAUCUUUUGA
Necator americanus (New World hookworm) is the source of this 240-nucleotide messenger RNA. RefSeq lists its product as uncharacterized. The record is from RefSeq and is a predicted model, not a curated record. The coding region runs from base 1 to 240 and encodes 79 amino acids. NCBI's taxonomy places the organism in Eukaryota, Metazoa, Nematoda, Chromadorea, Rhabditida, Ancylostomatidae. The transcript has 3 exons.